AUGACCCAAUCGAGCCGGCUAUCGCGGUUCGUCCCUGUUAUGGCCUCGCUCGUGGCGCUUGGCGGAGGCCGAGAAAGCGUGGAUCGGCUGGUGCCGAAGACAUCACGGCUCUACACCGGCAAAGAUCCUGACAUCACCGACAUUGAGACCCUGGUGACGCGCAAGGGAUACCCAUUCGAACGUCACAGUGUGGUCACCGACGACGGCUACGUCAUCGAGAUGCACCGCAUACCCUGGGGCAGGGCGGGCAAGCCCCCUGGCUCGUCUUCGAAGACACAGCCUGUCCUCCUUAUGAGCGGACUGGUCGGAGAUUCCUCAAACUACGUGUUCGAUUUUCCGGACCAAUCGCUUGGGUUCAUAAUGGCGGACAAGCAGUACGAUGUCUGGAUCGGAAACGUGCGUGGAAACAGCUACGGCAAGGUGCACAAAAAACUCAAGGUCCGCUCUAAGGCAUUCUGGAACUUCUCCUUUCACGAACACGCCGUGCUGGACCUUCCGGCUCAGAUUGACUACGUGCUUCGAGCUACGGAGCGGCAGGAUAUUCCUUACGUGGCUGUAUCACAAGGCACGCUCAUGCUAUUCGCCAUGCUCUCCGAAAGGCCCGAAUACAACCGAAAGGUGAAGGCAUUCGCCGCGCUGGCCCCCUUCAACAAGCUGUCGCACGUGGACCUCGCUAUGUUCACAGUGCUAACGCCCUACGCUGAAAAAUACUUGGUGAGCACGUACCAUAAACGCUCAAGGGUGACUACCCAUGAGCCGGUGCAACUACGCAGCUGCUGCCGGAGCCAUGCAGCCAUGCAACCCACCAUGCAACCAUGCAACCCACCAUGGGCCUUUCGGCUGACGGAAGAUGGCCGAACAGCACGACUGUCAAAACAAUGCUGUUCGUUCAUCACUGCGCAGACGAACGGCCACGAAGCCUUCCUGAUGGAAGUGUUACAGCGAGGCGCCUUCUACAUGCCGUGGACAAGCAAGCUAUGCGCCCUACCCACACGGGCGUUCUGCUCGUGGUUCGCUGAUAAAGUUGGCAACGUGGGAAGCAAGUACAUCAAUGAGACGAGGUUACCUGUCUACCUGCAUUUCUUUCCUGGAGGCACCUCAUCCAAGAAUAUCGUACACUUCGCACAGCUCAUAAAUUCUGCGCGACCUCGGAAGUUCGACUACGGGCCACGAAGAAACAUGCUUAUUUAUGGUCAGAGGGUGCCCGCCGAGUACACGCUCAGCAAUGUACAAACGGACGUGGCCAUUUUCUUCAGCCAAGGCGAUCACGUGAUCACCCCGCCGAACGUACAGGAGCUCAUCCAGGAACUGGGGCCUCGAGUCAAGCUGAGUCACUCCAUCGAGGACCCGUACUACACGCACGUGCACUUCCUGAUGUCGUUGAACAACGCCGACGUGCUAUUCGGACGCAUACUUUCCUUCCUGGAGAGAUACACCACGGCUGAUUGA
Molecule: messenger RNA, 1449 nt
Organism: Rhipicephalus sanguineus (brown dog tick)
Lineage: Eukaryota; Metazoa; Arthropoda; Arachnida; Ixodida; Ixodidae
Product: lipase lipl-5
Exons: 10
Coding region: 1-1449 (482 amino acids)
Biological process (GO): lipid metabolic process
Source: RefSeq, a predicted model, not a curated record